Molecule: messenger RNA, 1494 nt
Organism: Rhodotorula toruloides NP11
Lineage: Eukaryota; Fungi; Basidiomycota; Microbotryomycetes; Sporidiobolales; Sporidiobolaceae
Exons: 3
Coding region: 1-1494 (497 amino acids)
Source: RefSeq, a predicted model, not a curated record
AUGGCUACUCCCGCCGCUCAGAAUGCUGCCAACCCUGCGCCCGCGCCGACCGAGCACAAACUCGUCAAGUUCCACCUCGAGGGACACUUCCACUACACCUUCACCGUCGACCUCGAGCUCGACUUGGCGGACCCGAAGCUGGACAAGAAGUUCAACCUCGAAGGAGUACCGCUCGUCGGCAAGUGGCAGUGCGGCUUCCGGUCUUCCGACAAUGGCAGCAUCCGCGUACAAGUCUGGCACGGUUUCUUGCCGGUCGGCAUUUGGGGCGCACGAUCGACGGUACUGCUCGAAAUUUUCUCCGUCAAGGGAUCACAAGCGGAAUGCGUCGACAGUUCGAAGUGGCAGCCUCGUCCGAACCCGUCGCUCAAUUCCCAAUCUUCGAAGUCAUUCACCCACUAUUACUUAACCAUCAAGCCAGAGAUGCUGACGCGGGCGGCUGAGGCUUUUGAAGACGACCUCAAAGUCCAUCGUACCUAUCGGGUGACGUUCUCCAUUGACUCGGGCGGAGCUGAACCUCCUCAGAUGCUGCUCAAUCGGCUGCCUGCACUCGAGCUGUCCACGCCGCACAAAAGCGUCCGUUUCUUCUUCCCCCAGCAUGAAGCCGCCUUGUGGGCCGAAUCGCGCUUCUUGUCUCAGUCUUCUCCGUACUUCAAGACUCUUCUCUCGUCUGCGUUUGCCGAAGCCGUCUCUGUCCUUUCGAAGCGCCCCAAGACUCGUCGUGGUUCAGCGACAGCGGCCGCUGCCGAUGCCCGCGCGCAGGACUUUGACGACUCGGACGACGAGACGGACGAGCUCUACUUUCAGGCGCAUCCGCCUUCGCAGCACGAGCGCGACGAGCUGCAGCACUCGUACAAGGAGAUCAAGAUCGCCAAGACCGCCUUCACGACCUAUCGAGCCGUCCUCGCCUACCUCCGAACUGGCUUCAUCGCAUUCGCGCCACUGUCCUCGACGUUCUCUUCAGAGAACGACCCAGACGGUCCGACUCGCAGGUCUCGCAUCGAGGGAGCCGUCUCCUCCGACCCGACUCUGCCUUACCCGGCCUCUCCCAAGUCAACUUUCCGACUCGCUCACCUCCUCGAGCUCGCCGUGCUUCAGCACCUCUGCCUCACGAACCUCUCGAAGCAGCUUACUUCCGAGUCGGCGACCUACGAGCUCUUCUCCGACACCUCAAUCUGCUACGAUGCCUGGCGCAAGGUCGUCCUCGACUUUAUCGUCGAGCAUUACAAUGCCGUCACGAGCUCGGUAAGCUGGAAGGCCGAAACGGCGAAGGUCAGGCGCGACGAGAUUACAGGAGCGGCGCCGAUCAUGCUCGAACUGCUUGAGCUCAGGGCGGCGAAAACAGGUGCGUCUCCGAUGGGAUCGCCAACUCUGGCAGAUUCAGCUUCACCAACCAUCACCUCGCAACACGAAGAAUCUCUUCCGAUCCAUGGAUCGCACGUUCAGCUGCGAGAAGGGAGACAAACGGGUAUCCAUGCAGAAAAUGCUACGCAAUAA